This is a messenger RNA of Bicyclus anynana (squinting bush brown), 2744 nucleotides long. RefSeq lists its product as uncharacterized. The transcript is spliced from 2 exons. The coding region runs from base 1691 to 2707 and encodes 338 amino acids. NCBI's taxonomy places the organism in Eukaryota, Metazoa, Arthropoda, Insecta, Lepidoptera, Nymphalidae. The record is from RefSeq and is a predicted model, not a curated record.
CAUGGCCGAUUUUUGUAUGAGUUACUAAUUUCAAUUUACACAAAUGAUAUUUGGUAUUUUAUGAUGCUAAAAAUUGGUAUAUUAAAUUACUAUAAAUAUUAAACUCGCAGAAGUUGUCAUUACAACAGACUAGACUUAAACAUGUCAUGUUUAUUUCGCGCGAAACGUCCGCUUCUAUGUACUAUGUUGCAUUGCAAAAUGGUGAACCGCGCUGGCUCGCUGACCGCUGACCGUCGUAGGCUCGUCUUCCAAAUAAUGACGAGCUCUAGGUAUUGCAAGAUUUAUAAGUAAGAAUAAUUAUUUAUUUAUAGUAUAAAUAAAUAAUUCUUCUGAUAGUAAAGCACUUAUGACGCUUCACAAUAUCAUACAGAUGUUGAGAAUUAUUACGGUAACCUGACAUGGAUUAAGUAAUAGUAGGCCACAUUUUUAUCGAAUUAUUCAGAAUCGUACACCGAGAAAAAUAUCCAACGCUGAAAAUGUGACCUACUAAAACCACUAAAAUGUAUAUACAAAAUAGGCCUGAAGUUCUGAUCUGGUGGUAGAUAGGUGUAUUAGUAGUGGCUAAUUAUUGAGACGACGAGACGUAUCCCCAAGCGAUUUAGCGGUGUAGUACGUUACCUACCUGUAGAUCUCUAUGUGGCAAAAAAAAGGUAGGUACAUCUUCGUUUAUUAUUAUCUAUAACGCCUACCUACAAAUAAUUGUUACAUGUUUAGCAGUACAGUAUAUCUACUGUGGUACAGUGCUAAAAUACCUAUGAACUUGUUUAAAUCAGAUUAUUUUUUUAAAAGGUUUUAUAGUGCUUCAUUAAUAACAUGAGUUGGUUGCUCUCUAUAUAACCAGACGUAUAAACAUAUAAAAAAAUUGAUGUGUAUGUAGUUAUUUACACGAUACUACACCUAAGUCAUUUAGGCAUGGUAUGGAUUUUAUUUUGAUUAUUAGCUGACGCCGCGCGGUUUCACCCGCCUGGUUCCCGUUCCCGUAAGAAUACGGGGAUUAUAUAUAUGCCAUAACCUUCCUCGAUAAAUGGGCUAUCUAACACUGAAAGAAUUUUUCAAAUCGGACCAGUAGUUCUUAAAAUUAGCGCGAGUAUUCUUUGGACAGAAGCCUUGGAUGUGGACGAAUUCAUAUUGCAAUCUUUUUAUUUUUAAAUAAAAACUGAGAAGUUCAGAGAGGUUAAGAAUUAUGUGUUAAUUCAUCUUUCUAUUUUUAUUAUAUAAAUACACUUGCUAAGUACGUGUAAACGCAAUGUCACUUUUCGGCCAUGUCCUUUACUUGCAGAUAUAUGGCUUCUGGGUGUUCAUACAAGGAUUUACAUUACGCCUACCGAGUCGGAGUGUCUACGAUCAGUAACAUUAUUAAGGAAGUAACGAAUGCUAUUUGGAACAAUUUGCAUGGGGAGUUUAUGACAUUACCCAACACAAUAUCUGACUGGGAAUAUAUGGGACACCGGACAGAGUGUUCACAUUACAUCGGAUCCCGGAAGAAAUUCGGACAGUCCUCAGUUGAAUUUGGACCUGCGCGCACAAUGGACGACGAAAUUGUUGUGUUGUGGUGGUAUCUUAAUAGAAGGCAAAAUAAAAGAAAACAUUGGGUACACCCUAUUUUACGGAAAAGAUUUUCACUUGGAACAUUUGAAACAUUAAUGGGUGAACUCAGAAGAGACGAAUCAAGUUCUUCAAUUAUUUUCGAAUGACAGCAACCACUUUUGACGAUUUACUGGGACGACUAGACAUAAGAGUACGAGAUACAAGUUUCAGAGAAUGUAUUUGCCCAGAACAAAGAUUAGCCAUAUGUCUAAGAUAUUUAGCUUCAGGAUGUUCAUUCAAAGAAAUACAUUACUCAUACAGAGUAGGCGUUUCGACAAUAAGUAAACUAAUAAAAGAAAUGACCCACGUCAUUUGGGAAAACCUAAAGACAGAUUUCCUUAAGCUGCCUGAUACUGAGAGAGAAUGGGAGGACAUCGCUUCAGGAUUCGAAAGAAAAGCCAACUUUCCUCACUGUCUUGGAGCAGUAGAUGGCAAACAUAUCAGAAUUUUGAAACCAGCCAAGAGUGGUUCUAUGUUCUUUAAUUACAAGGAGUAUUAUUCUUUUGUAUUAAUGGCAGUUGUCGAUUCAGAGUACCGAUUUAUUUUUAUUAGUGUGGGCUCAUUUGGCAAGGAAUGCGAUUCUAGUAUAUUAAAGGAUAGUACAUUUUGGCAAAAGAUCAAUGAUGGUACUUUAAAUGUACCAAAGCCUAGACCGCUUCAUGAAAACUUGCACGAAGAAUUACCGUUUAUACUUGUUGGCGAUGAAGGCUUUGCUUUAACACCUAAUCUCCUACGUCCAUAUGGAGGUACACAUUUGAAUACUGAUAAAAAGAUUUUUAACUAUAGACUAAGUCGAGCAAGAAGGUAUGUUGAGUGCGCUUUUGGUAUUCUGGCAAAUAAGUGGCGAAUAAUCCAUCGAGCUAUAGAUCUCAACGUAGACACAGCAAUUCAAGUAAUUAAAGCUUGUGCAGUCUUACAUAAUUUUGUAAGAGAAAAAGAUGGUAUAAAUUUUGAAAGUUACCAAAAUAUAGAACAUAGACAAGAACAAGAAACUACACCCAUGAAUCGAAAUGUGUCGAGUCGAGGUGGCCCUAAUGCCAACGCUAUACGGACAUUAUUUACUAAUUAUUUUGUUUCAGAUAUUGGUUCCGUUCCGUGGCAGGCAGCAGCUAUAAAAUAAAAUUUGUCAAUGCAUUUACAUUUUAUCAAUAAAACAU